Molecule: messenger RNA, 876 nt
Organism: Candidozyma haemuli
Lineage: Eukaryota; Fungi; Ascomycota; Pichiomycetes; Serinales; Metschnikowiaceae
Product: exosome non-catalytic core subunit
Exons: 1
Coding region: 1-876 (291 amino acids)
Biological process (GO): RNA processing
Cellular component (GO): nuclear exosome (RNase complex); cytoplasm
Molecular function (GO): RNA binding
Source: RefSeq, a predicted model, not a curated record
AUGAGCCAGACAGAUCAGAAAGUGCCCCAGACGGCUGUCCCUGGCCAGUACCUUAUGGCUGCAGUUAAAGACGAAAACGGUGUGGUGCAUCGCUACUUCCCUGGAAAAGGCACGGUUUCGUCUACUGUCCAAUUGGAGAACGAGGCUGCACAGCUCAUUCUGGCUACAGUGCUAGGCCUGGUGGUUAUCCAGCAGCUUGUGGAUAAAAAGGAGGAGGAAGAGGAAGAAGAGGCCAAGAAGGAAAAGCAGUUUUUGGUUUCGGUCAUUCCUGGCACAGACUAUACGAGUUUCGCUAAGGAAGUGGACUCUGACGCUCAGGCCGCUGUUUCUGCUACGGCGACGAAUCUUCCUCGAGAAGGCGAUGUUGUUUUGGUGAAGGUGAUCAGACUCAAUCCUAGACAAGCUACGUGUGAGAUUCUUUGUGUCGAGGGCUCAGGUAACGUUUCUGCUGAUUCGGGAAUGGGCUCUAAUGGUACUUCUGCUCAGUACUCAGUUCCUAUGGGCGGUGGUUCCCAGCUUCUAUCGUCGUAUGGCGCUGUGGCAUCGUUUCAAGGCUCUCUUGCUGGUGCUCAGCCUGUAGACGUUGGUGAAGCUUUCCGUGGUUUGAUCAGAAGUCAGGACGUUAGAUCAACCGAAAGAGAUAAGGUGAAGAUCGUGGACUGUUUCCGUCCUGGCGAUGUGGUUAGAGCGCUGGUUCUUUCGCUUGGUGACGGUUCGAAUUAUUAUUUGACUACGGCCCGUAACGAUUUGGGUGUGAUUUUUGCCAAGAGUGAAGGCGGUGCUGGUGAAAGAAUGGUGGCUAUUGAUUGGGAAACCAUGGUCUGUGAAAAGACCGGCGUCACCGAAAAGAGAAAGUGUGCCAAGUUGUUUGCCUAA